Messenger RNA from Otolemur garnettii (small-eared galago), 3526 nucleotides. It is a transcript of the gene ACOX3, whose product is annotated as acyl-CoA oxidase 3, pristanoyl. The transcript has 18 exons. The record is from RefSeq and is a predicted model, not a curated record. Gene Ontology annotation, molecular function: FAD binding; fatty acid binding; pristanoyl-CoA oxidase activity. Bases 119 to 2221 code for a protein of 700 amino acids. Gene Ontology annotation, cellular component: peroxisome. Lineage: Eukaryota; Metazoa; Chordata; Mammalia; Primates; Galagidae. Gene Ontology annotation, biological process: lipid homeostasis; fatty acid beta-oxidation using acyl-CoA oxidase.
GGACUGGGACACAGCUCUCUGGGACACAGCUGCGGCCGGACAGGUAUCCGCUGCGCUGUGCUGUGUGUGCUGGACUGUGUGGGGCCCGGGACCGGGUGAAUCCGAAGGUGGCAACACAAUGACGCCCACUGUGGAGGGAGGCCCUGAGGCUCUGCUCCCCGAUUUUCCCAGAGGACCCCUCCACGCCUACCGAGCCAGGGCAUCCUUCAGCUGGAAGGAGCUGGCGCUGUUCUGGGAAGGCGAGGACAUACUCCGCUUUAAGAAAACCAUCUUCUCAGCUUUGGAGAGUGACCCUCUCUUUGCCCACUCCCCGGAAGCCCAGCUGUCCUUGGAGAAGUACCGUGAGCUGAACUUCCUGCGGUGUAGGCGGAUCUUUGAGUACGACUUCCUCAGUGUGGAAGACGUAUUUCGGAGCCCUCUGAAAGUGUCGGCUUUGGUUCACUGCCUAGGGAUGUACGACUGGUCCCUGGCUACCAAAUACCUCCUCCACGUCCUGGUUUUUGGAUCAGCAGUUUACAACUCUGGUUCUGAAAGACAUUUCAAAUACAUUCAAAAGCUUUUAAACAUGGAGAUUUUUGGAUGUUUUGCCCUGACGGAAAUAAGUCACGGAAGCAACACCAAGGCCAUCCGAACGACUGCGCACUACGAUCCUGCCACCAAGGAAUUCAUUAUACAUUCCCCUGAUUUUGAAGCUGCCAAGUUUUGGGUUGGAAAUAUGGGCAAGACGGCUACCCACGCUGUGGUGUUUGCCCAGCUGCACAUGCCCGGGGGCCAGUGCCAUGGCCUACAUCCCUUUGUUGUGCAGAUUCGGGACCCAAAGACCCUUCUUCCCAUGCCAGGGGUGAUGGUCGGCGACAUAGGAAAGAAACUCGGGCAGAAUGGUCUGGAUAACGGAUUCGCCAUGUUCCAGCAGGUACGAAUUCCUCACCAGAACCUUCUGAACCGCACCGGAGACGUCACCCCUGAUGGUUCCUACCUCAGCCCCUUCAAGGACGUCAGACAGCGCUUCGGAGCGUCGCUGGGUGGCUUGUCUUUAGGCCGGGUCUGCAUUAUGGGCAUGUCCGUCGUUAACUUACAGUUGGCCGUGUCCAUAGCUCUUCGUUUCUCAGCCACUCGGCGUCAGUUUGGCCCAACAGAGGAGGAGGAAGUGCCAGUACUUGAAUAUCAGUUGCAGCAAUGGCGGUUACUUCCGUACCUGGCUGCUGCCUUUGCCUUAGAUCACUUCUCCAAGUCGCUCUUCCUGGACCUUGUAGAGCUUCAGCAAGGCCUUCAGGGGGAAGAGCGCAGUGCCAGGCAGGCAGAGCUCGCACAAGAGAUCCAUGCGUUGGCAUCAGCUGGCAAACCUUUGGCCUCGUGGACAGCCCAGCAAGGAAUUCAGGAAUGCAGAGAGGCAUGUGGAGGACACGGCUAUCUGGCCAUGAACCGGUUGGGGGUCCUCAGAGAUGACAACGAUCCCAACUGUACAUAUGAGGGUGACAAUAACGUCCUGCUGCAACAGACGAGCAACUACCUUCUGGGCCUCCUGGAGCGCCGGGUCAGAGAUGGAGCUUGCUUCCAGAGCCCUCUGAAGACAGUGGACUUUUUGGAAGCCUAUCCCGACAUCCUAAACCAGAGGUUCACGGCCUCCAGCAUUGCCGACUGCCUGGACUCUGUAGUCCCCCUGGCUGCAUACGAGUGGUUGGUUUGUUACCUGCUCCGAGAGAGUUACCAAAAGUUAAAUCAAGAGAAAAGAUCAGGAAGCAAUGACUUUGAAGCAAGGAAUAACUGCCAGGUAUACUACUGCCGUCCCCUGGCCUUGGCCUUCAUGGAGCUCACGGUGGUUCGGAGGUUCCACAAGUACACGCACCAGCCAGGUGUGCCGCCCCCACUGCGGGCUGUGCUGGGCCGGCUCAGCGCUCUGUACGCCCUGUGGGCCCUGAGCCAGCACACAGCUGUGCUCUACCAAGGUGGAUACUUCUCUGGUGAGCAGGCGGGUAAAGUGGUGGAGAGCGCCAUCCUGACCCUAUGUUCCCAGCUGAAGGAUGAUGCAGUUGCCCUGGUAGACGUGAUCGCUCCUCCUGACUUUGUUCUGGACUCACCCAUUGGCAGAGCCGACGGAGAGCUCUAUAAAAACCUCUGGAGCUCCAUCCUUCAGGGAAGCAAUGUGCUGGACAGGGCAUCAUGGUGGCCAGAGUUUUCCUACAACAAACCCAUCAUAGGAAGAUUGAAAUCAAAGCUGUAGUCACCCAGCCACAUUUAGCUAAAUCUAAUGAAGCUUAUUAAACUAAUGAAGACAGGACAUCAAAUUCUAGUUCCAGAAGACACUGGGAGCCCUGCUGUUUUCUGAACACAGGCCUUUACCCUUCAGCAGCUGCUUGGCCCUCCCUGCAGAGGGCACUGGAGCGUGGUCCUGGCUGGCAGGAAGGGCCAAUCUGGCACCCUGAUGAUUUGCUGGGUGAGAAAGAAACCUCAACGAUCAUGUCUUCCUCAACGAUGAACUGCAAGAUUUUUUAACAACUAGACUUUUGUACAUUUAAUUUUCAAAUAUAGCUACUCAAUAUAUAGUAGACUGCUCAUAAUUAGGGAUUUUCUCAUUGGGCAAUCUUUUGCGUUGACCUGAGACUUUUUAUAGAGCUCUGCUUCACUGAGGAAUUAGUGAUUCCAGUCUGAUUCUGUGUUAGCUCUACUCACACUUCAUCAUGUAACUGAAUUAUUACCUAUUAAUUUGCACAAAGACUGAAUGACAUAGUUUAAGAUUUUUAAACUUAAAAAUCUAUUUUUAGAAAUCUAUUUUAAUACUUUCUUUGUUGAAGUUUCUAUUGAGGAAAUGUUUCCAAAGAAGCUAGUAAUGAAUUGAAUGGACAAUUCAGUCUCCCAGUCACAUACAGAUUACUUUAUAUGUAAUGCGUCUCUCUUAGGUGAAGUGCCCAGUGCUGUGUGUGCUCAGCAAACCCUUUCAUGAAUGUGGCCAGCCCACAUUCUGCCACCUUUUCCACUCUGACCGUGGCCACUCUGUGUCACUGUGGGCCAGCAAAGAUGUGAUCCAUGCUCUCUUGGGGUGGUGCCAAACCAGUGAGAACCAGUUAUUUUUCCAAAUAGCCCAGUGAAUUGGGAGCAUCUGAGGAUCUGAUCAAUAUCUCAGCUCCCAGUGCUGGCUGUCACUUACACUUUUACCUGUGGGCUCUGGAGCACCUAAGGGGUCAUUCAGGCCGACCUCACUGAGCACCUCCUGAGCCCCAGCACAUUGCUUGGCUCUGCAAGUUCACAUCUGGUUGGCCCCUAGGGCAGCUGUGUGGGGUGGAGGUGCUGCCAGCACAUUUCACAGAGGAGGAAACUGGCCAGAGAGCUGGAUCACCAUGUGGGCAGUCAGGGGUAGCUGAGCUGGCCUGGGGACCUCUCAGAUGCCCAUGAGACCCCGUCCAGGGCUGGGCCUUGCAGCAGGACAUUGCUAGUCUCUAUUGUCAUUGUAACCCCAGUUUCAUCUCACUCUAGUUUGGAGGCGUCCUUGGGUUGAAAUGAAAUAAACUCUUCAUGGUUUUAAAUGUUU